Molecule: messenger RNA, 594 nt
Organism: Lolium perenne
Lineage: Eukaryota; Viridiplantae; Streptophyta; Magnoliopsida; Poales; Poaceae
Biological process (GO): nucleobase-containing compound metabolic process
Cellular component (GO): cytoplasm; nucleus
Molecular function (GO): nucleic acid binding; 3'-5' exonuclease activity
Source: RefSeq, a predicted model, not a curated record
AUGGAGCACCUAGCGCGCAACCCGGCUCCUCGAACUCAGGUGUACCACCUCAUGGCCGAAGGGAUGGCUUUCAAGGUCACGGUCGCUCUCCGUGCAUCAAGAGUGGAGAAGUGGAUCCGCGACGUGAAGAGGGACUUUCUCGACGCUGCAACAACCAAGUGCGUCGGCUUGGACUGCGAGUUCACCGACCCUCACGCGGGUGAUCAGCGCGUCGCCGUCCUUCAAUUCUCGGUGGCGUCCGAGACUUUGGUGUUCCAGAUUUGUUAUGUCGAUGACGUGCCACAAGUGAUCAAGGAGUUCUUGCAGGACAGGAACAUCAGAUUCUGCGACACGACUAUCGGCAAUGAUGUGCAAAUGCUAAGUCCCUACGACAUUCAUAUUACUUCUGUGUACAACCUCCAGAAGAUACUCCCGAACUCCACCAACAAGCCCAUUCCAAGUCUAUAUGAUCUGGCAAAGUCUACCAUUGGGACAAACCUUGAGAAGAAGAAGAGGAAAACGUACAAGAAGAUGGAUGUCGCUGCGCAAGAAAAAGAAGAUGAGCUCAUUUUUUGGAUACCCCAAUUUUCCAUUGAGCUACGAGCAAGUGCAUGA